Messenger RNA from Antechinus flavipes (yellow-footed antechinus), 3761 nucleotides. RefSeq names its product ADAM like decysin 1 (gene ADAMDEC1). Gene Ontology annotation, molecular function: metalloendopeptidase activity. The transcript is spliced from 14 exons. The record is from RefSeq and is a predicted model, not a curated record. Lineage: Eukaryota; Metazoa; Chordata; Mammalia; Dasyuromorphia; Dasyuridae. The coding region runs from base 110 to 1594 and encodes 494 amino acids. Gene Ontology annotation, biological process: proteolysis.
AGUUGAACUUUUUUGUUUAGAAGGAGAAGCUAGGAAGAUAUAAAGGCGGGGUGCUCUCAAGGCUGCAGCAUUGGUAAGAGUAGAUCUCACUUCUCAUUCCCCCGCCACCAUGUCUCUAGGCCUUCUGUUUUCUGCACUGGGGUUUGUGGUGCUGACUCAAGCAAUGAUUAUAAAUAAACCACAAGAAUUCAAGCAAUAUGAAGUGGUUUAUCCUCAAAAACUACAUGUCGUGCAAAAAAGAGAGAUCCAAGAAAAUCGAACAGAGCCUAAUGGCAAGGAGGAAGAAUAUGAAUUGGAAGUGCAAUAUCAAAUUAUAUUAAAUGGGGAAAAUGUGAUCUUUCAACUACACCAAAACAAUGACCUCCUGUCUCCGGACUACACAGAAACAUAUUACUUAUCUGAUGGAAAGAAGAUCACCACCAGUCCUCAGAUGAUGAAACACUGCUAUUACCAAGGUCACAUCCUGAACGAGGAGGACUCAGUUGCCAGCCUCAGCCUGUGUGAGGGAUUGAGAGGUUUCUUCAAGCACCAUAAUCAAAGGUACCUAAUAGAACCUUUGAAAGAUGGUGACCAACAGGCACAUGCUAUCUUGAAAUAUGAGGAUCUGGAUCCUGCAAACCAGACCUGUGGAUUAGAGAGCUCAGACCAGAAGCACAUCCUAACCCGGAAUAUUAGAGCAGUCUCCAGCCCCAAAAAUUUUCGUACAUCUCCAAAAUAUAUCAGCCUUCUCUUGGUCAUGGAUAAAGCUUUUUAUAAUAGGUACAAUGGAAAUCAAACGUUAAUAAGAAAUUUUCUUUUUGAAGUGAUCAACUUCCUCAAUGUGAUCUAUAACACCUUGGAUGUUCAUGUGGCCUUGGUGGGAAUGGAGAUCUGGUCAGACACCAAUAAGAUCAGAGUGGAACCAGAUAUAGGGACCACCUACAAUGCAUUCUUGAACUGGCACCGCACCUGGAAGGGAAGGAAGCAUAACCACGCUCAGCUGCUCAGUGGAAUGGGUUUCAACAACAAGCGUGUAGGGUUUACAGCCCAAAACUCCAUGUGCAAUCCAAAUUCUGUUGCAGUGAUUGAGGCUUCACGGAAAAACAGUGUGACACUAGCAGGAGUAAUGUCUCAUGAGUUGGGCCAUGUCCUUGGGAUGUCUGAUGUGAAACAUUCUACCAAAUGCCCCUCUGGGAGCUGUGUGAUGAACGAAUACCUGACAUCUAAAUUCCCAAAAGAUUUCAAUGCAAACUCCCGCAAAGAAUUUCACAAUUACCUCUCAUCUCGAAAACCAAUGUGUCUACUGCAAGCUCCAGCCCCAGAAGAUAUAAUAACCAAUCCAGUCUGUGGGAAUAAACUCCUGGAAGUAGGGGAAGACUGUGACUGUGGGAAAUCCAAGGAAUGCACAAAUUCUUGCUGCGAUGCCCAGACGUGCAAAUGGAAGCCCGGAGUCCCAUGUGAAAGAGACACUGCAAUGAGUCCAAGAUCCAACUCAAGUGAGGCCUUCUCUCAGAUUUUUUCAAACGGAAGAAGCUGCUCUGUCCCAGAAUACUUCCUAAACAUUUUGCUCGGACCUGUGUCUUUCAUUCUCUUAGUUAGAUAUGGCCAGGUCUGAAACCACAUGGCAGAAACAAGAAGCCACUAGACUUGGAAUUGCAGGAAAAAUCUGAGUUCACAUUCCACCUGAGGUUUUUGCUUAUUGUAUGACCCUGGAAAAGUAUCUUGACCGCUCCUGACCUCAGUCUUCUCAUCUGUAAAGUGAGGAUAAUCUUAGCAGCUACCUCACAGGAUUAAAGGAGAUAAUGAUGAUGAAUAUAACAAUGAUACUAAUGUUAAAUCUUUGCUCUAAAGCCGAUAUAAAUGUUAGCUCUACCUUUCUCUUUAGUUUCCAAAUUUCUGAAACAAGAUAUAAGCUCCAUGAGGAUAUGAUUUUUUUCCCCCUUUGUCCCCCCAGAACCCAAUCCAGAUAUUUGUUGAAUUGAAUUGUUGGAUUAAGGACAGGUAGUGAGUUUUAUUUAACCUUCAUUUCCCCAAGAAUGAUUUUAUAUAUUUUAGGUUCUUAAUUAAAGCACAUGCAUUUGGAAUGGACUGGAUUGUAAUGGAUGAGGACACUUUCUGUAAUUGGUGCCAUCAUCUGCCAAACCACCAAGAGUCACAAGUUUAGGGAUAAUUUUGAUUGUCACAAGUUUAGGGAUAGUUUUGAUUCUUCUUAUUCUCUCAUCUCCCAUUUUCCAAUCAUUUCCCCAGUUUUAGCAUUCUAUUCCAUUGUUUGUAUUCCUAGUACCAUCACUUUGUGCAAAUCCUUAGAUCAGUCAGUCAAGAUGAACAGUCCAGGGAUUGAGUUAAUGGUUGGGGACAAAAAAAAGGCAAGUGAUGGUUCUUGCCCUUAAGGAGCUUUUGUUCUAAUAGGGAAGCAACAUGCAAACAGCAAAUAUGAAAAUGCUAUAGACAGGAUAAAUAGGAAAUAAUCAAGAAAAAGAAGGCACAGAAUCAAAAGAGGUCAGGAAGAGCUUCCUUUGGAGGAUGGGGUUUUAGCUGAAAAUUGGAGGAAGCCUGGAGGUGGAAGUGAGGAAGAAGAAUGUUUCAGGUGUGAGCGAUAUCCUGGGCAGAUGUCCAGAACUGAGACGUGUUUAUGGAACAGCCAGGAGGACAAGGUCUCUUAAUAGAAGAGAAUACAGGAGGAAUGGAAGGAAGAAGAAGAUUGGGAAAGUGUGUUGUGUUAGAGAAAGGGUCUAGGUUAUGAAAACUUUGAACUACAAAGUCCCAUCUGGACUAAUGCUAUGGCUUCCUCACUGAUCUCCUGCCCUCUAGUCUUGGCUCCCUCCAAUCCAUCCUCUAUUUUGCUGCUAGAAUAAUUCUCCCUAAAGUAACAUCAGUUUAUGGCACUUCUUUGCUUAAAACCUUUCAAUGCUUCUCUAUUGUUGAUUGAAUAAGCUUCAAAAUCCUUAGAAUGAUGUUCAAGGCUUUCCAGAGUCAGGACUGACUUUUGGUCUCAUCAUUCUCCCUUUCAUUUUCUCAACAAUCCAGGCAAACUACUCUACUUACUCUUUCAUGGAUAUGUUGCAAAGCUUCCUGAAUUUCUGCCUUUGUCUGUCCCACUUUCUCUAUGGGAGGGAUGGAAUGUUGCUCAUCCCCUAAGGCUCAACGCAAAUGACUCACAAGUGAAACUUUCCUUGAUUAGCCUUUUAAGGUGUAAAAUUACUUUCCUUUUUGCUUUUGUGAGUUGACCUUCCAAAGGACUUUGUUUAUACUACCCCUCUGCCUCUACCACUUUCAAUUUUUAAAUGCAUUUUUGUAUACACUCAUCACCCCCAUUAAAUUGCCACCAAAAUGCACACAAUUAAACAAAUGAAUACAUUGGAAAGAAGGUGGAAUUGCACCACUUUCUCACAUUAUUCUUCCUAACUCACUCUACAUUUCAAACAUUGAUCUACUUAGUAUUUUCUGUAUUAUAUGUAUCGUUAUUAUACUUUUGCAUAAGCUGUGUCCCUUACCUGUCUACCCUUUUUCCUAAACUGCUUCUUGGAAUCUCAAUUAACUCCCUUCAAAACUCAGCUCAAGAGCUAAUUAUUCCAUGAGCCUUUUCUUAAUCCUUCCAAUUUUAAAUGACUUUGGAUAUAUUUUGAAUCAAAUCAUCUCUGUCUAUAUUGUUUUAUCACUGGGAGAAUGUAAGCUCUCUGAGGGCAGGAACCAUUUAAAAAAAAAAUUGUAUCCCUCUAGUCUAACACUGUAGCUGAUAUGUGAUAAUUACUUAAUAAAAGCAUGUUAAAAACAAUAUAAUA